UGACCACUGGUUAACCAUUACAUAAUAACCACAUGGUUCAACCAAUGGUCCCAGAAUACUUCACGUUUUACGUUAAGCUGAGAAGGCACCUUUAGUCCGUAGAUCUGACCUAAUCUGUUAUCUCUGUAUUACAGUCCGCUGUAAUAUUUUCGGAUUAAAUACUAUCAGCUUAAAUCCUAUUCGGCCGAAAUAUUUUUCUAUUAUCAUUAUCAUAUUAUGUAUGAAUAAUAUAUAUAAUAUUCAAAAAUCCUAUCUUAGUUCGUGAUUACCCAAGUUAUUUAUUUUUAUAUUGAUUGUCGAAUAAGCCAGUUUUCUUACAUAUAAUGGUGAGUUAUUCAAAUUGUUAAUCAAUUUAUUAAAAUUAUUAGUUAGUUACAGUACAACUUUAAUUUUUGAGAAAAAAAUUAAUUUAUCUUUUGACUUGUUUGUGAAUUGUACUUAUUUUAGAGCAGUACACCAGACUUAAGUCUUCAAACACAUCUUCUCAUAUAUAUAUAUAUAGUUACUAUGUCCUAAAUCUAUAGUAUUUCGUAGGGGUACUGGAUUUACUAGUAUUUCUUAUUCGCUAUGAUUGUAUGAUUGCUUGUUAUAAAACAUUUGACCCUUUUUAGGUGACAAAAGUAUAGUAAUUGUAACACUUACAAAGAGCAUAGCUAAUAGUCUAAUAUAGAUAAUGUGAUGAGUCAUAGGUCUAUGAGAUCUAAGUAGUUGUUUACUUACUCUAUCAAAAUAUUAUUAUAUUCUAAAUAAUUAUUAUUAUGUGUACUUAAAUAGUCUAUUCUUGUUUACAUGAUUAAUAGUUAAGAUAUCUCGUAAAUUAUAGUAGGUAUAUCUGUGUAUAAUAGGUUACCAUAGUUGUAAUUUAUAAUGGUAAAAUGGCAAUGAAUAAUUGUUAAUGUUUUAAUAAACAUUGGUGUAUACAUUAUUUACAUAUUUUUCAUUGACAUUUUGAUUAGGUAUGUAAAAUAUGAAAUCAAAAAUAGUAGACAUUAAUCAUUUCAAUAAAUCAUUUUGAACAAAUUAAAAUUUAAGUACAAAUGUGUAGUCGUGUAAUUCAUGUAGGUACUUAAUUUAAUAGUAAUAAUUAGGUAAAAUAAAAAAUAGUAAAACAUGAUAAAAUGCCUGUAAAUAUAUUUAUAUUAAAAACUAAUAUUUUUUAUUUUAUUUAGAGUCCAUUCCGGUCUUUGUUCUAUAUUACAUCUGGAGGAUGUAUAUUGUGUACAGGAACAAAUUUCAUUACAUUCAAUGACAAAUUUUAUAAGAAGUAUAUUAUUCCAUUUUUUUUUAUGUGUGAUCCAGAACAAGCCCAUAGUCUUUUAAUAUUUUCUGGAAAAUAUGGACUUAUACCUAAAUCAAUUUAUAAAGAUCCACCUAUGUUGGUAUGUUUGUCAAAUAAAAUAAUUUAAAUUAUAUUAAUAUGCAACUGUCUACAUUGUUUACACAGAAAACUAAAUUGUGGGAUAUAAGUUUCAACAACCCAAUAGGCCUUGCUGCUGGAUUAGACAAACAAGGUGAAAUAACAAAAGCAUUAUAUAAUGUAGGGUUUGGUUUUGUAGAAGUUGGUUCAAUAACACCUUUACCUCAACCAGGCAAUGAAAAACCAAGAGUAUUUAGACUUUUAAAUAGUCAAUCUAUUAUUAAUAGGUAAAAUAGAAAAAUUAACAUUAUAAAUAUGUAUGAUUUAAAAUAAUAUUUUGGAUUCGAAGCGAAGGGAGGGAUUUAUUGGUAUUAUUAUGAGUUUUUUUUUUUGGUAUUUUUGUCUGUGAGCAACUUUGCUACCAAAACUUUUACUCCAAUUUGAAAAAUAACAAAAGACCUUUUUUUAUUCAAUUUUGGAUUUGAUUGGUGCAUUGGGAAGGUCAUUUUUUGAUUUCAAAGGAUUUUUCAAAAUAAUUACAAAAAGUGUAUAAGAAAAACAGACAAAUAUUUACGGUUCUCCAUAGCGUUGCUAUGAUGAUUUCAUUGAUUUUAAUUUUACACGCUAUAUUUUCUAAGCUGUUUUUGUAAUAAUCGAGAAAAACCAAUGUAAAAUUGUAAAAUAAAAACUGAUAAACGGAAAAUGUUAUUUUUUAGAUUUUGAGUAGUGCGAGGAUGUAUUGGUUUUACAAUGAUGUUUAUUUUUUAAUUUUUCUUUUUUGAGAAAACAAAAAAACGUAGGGAAAAUAGGUACAAUAUCAAACAAUUAUAAUUAAAGAAAAUGUUUAAUUCUUAUCUAAUUGUUUUACCACAAUAUGACGUAUAUAUUGUUGAUAAAGCCACACUAUCUACUGAACUCUGUUCAACAUUUUUUUUUUAUUAGUAAUGGUUAAUUGUUGCAUUCAUUAAAUUCCUGUUCUCAUUAUCCUAGGACAGCUUUUUGUUAUUUUCAGUUUGUACAAAUUAUGUUUUUUACCAGAAAUCUUGCCUCAGUGGUGAGGGUAUGACAUUGUAAUUCAUUACCAUGCUGCAACUUUCCAUAUAAACAAACCUUCACACUUCCAAUAGCAAACAAACAUUGUUUGACAUAGAGAAUUAAUUUUAGUACCAAAUUAAAGACCAGAACUUCUUCUAUGAGCCAAUAGAAGUAUUUUUGCAAAAUUUAAUUGAUUUUUUUUAAUGAUCUUUUAAAAAAAUGUAAAACUUCUCAUUGUAAAAAAAGAAAGAAGAUAUUUUUUUUGAAAAUGUGGCUCUAUAUGCACAUAUUAAACAUUCUAAGCUUUCUUUAAGUAUCUUUAGAUUUAUUAUACAAUUAUUAGUUUCUGAAAACUAUUGGAAGUCUGGAGCAUUGUUUUAACAUUCGAAAAACAACAAUAAACAAUUUUUGUUGUAUUUUAAAUCUAGUUGAUGAGUUAAAGGAUCUUUUUUUGAUUUUCUAUAAUCUUUUUAAGAACUGAACAAAGCCAGAAGAAAACAGAAAGAAGAGGAUAGUUUAUGUAAAUAAUAGUUUCAUUAUUUUCAAUUUUUUUUAAAAAAUUUUUCCAAUUCAUUAGAAAUUAUUAUAAUGGGACUUGAAAUUUUAAUAGAAAACUUUUGUUUACCUUUUCUUAAUAUUACAUUUUCUAAACAUUUUGGGAAUUUUUUUUUUGCCAUUUUUACAUUAAUUUGAUAUUUGCAAAUUUUUUUUACGUGGUUUUUAUUUGGUAGGUACUAUAUAGAUAAAAUGUUUGACCGAAGAGAAAUGCUUAAAAAUUCAACUGGAGGUUAAAUAUAAGUUUUACAUAGUGGGGGUAAAAAAAGUAGUGUGUAAUGCAGGUAGCUUUGGUUAUAUAAGAGUUUAAUUUUAAACUAAAUUUAAAUUUUAAAUUAAAUUUUAACAAAAAUCGGAAACACUAUAACAUUUCAAAAAAUGUAUAACCAAAAUUUAUUCAGAAUUGUUAUUCGUUAGCAAUGAUUUAUCGUUGCUUACAGAUAUAAAUUAAAAAACCUUAUGUGUCUUAUCUUUCCACCUAUUCACCUAUAAUAAUGGAACACUCUUCCCCAGUAUCAGUUGUUUUUGUUAAAUCAAUUUUAAAUUUUUAAUUAACAUUUAACAAUUAACAACAAUUGUUAGUGUUUGAGUGGAGCAAAGAAGCUUAUGGAUUUACAAAGAUGUUUAUUUCUUUUUUCUGUAGAUAACUUUUAUACCAUACAUCUUGCUUAGAUUUUUAAGUAUAGCACCUUUUCUGAAACAAAAUUUGACUGGGGAGGUACUCCAGAGAUGUCAUUUUUUGAUUUUCUCACUAGUUUUCUCAGUAAAUGGAAAAACAUAGACAAAUGUAAGGAAAAUGUGUACAAUAUUGAAUAAAUAUUUUUUAAAGUAAAUAUAUGUUGCCUAUGUGAUUAUUUUACCACCAUAUAUGAUUUAUAUAUUGUUGACAAAGCAACUACAUUAUCAACUAUUAUUAUUAUUUUUGUAUGAUCUUAGAGAAUGCAAAUAGAGAGUAACACUAUAUAUAUAUAAAUAUAAAUAUAAAUAAUAACAUAUGAAUAUAACUCAGAUUAAUCCAAUUAAAUAAAUAGUUUAAAAUAGUAAUAGUUUAGUUAGUAAAUGUUAUGUUUCAUUAUUUUUAAGUUAUAGGUAACAUUAUGUCAAUUAAUUAGUCCUUUCUUCAUUGUGGUUAGAUAUCCACCUCCAAUUUAUCUAGCUUUUGUAAUACCUCGUCUGUUACUGUAUGUAGAUCUUCGAGAGUUUCAUUAAACCUCUUAUUUUCACAUUCUAUUACUAUGUUGUGCAUUUUCUGUGCCUUCGCUUUGCAGUCACAUGUUGGAUUUUCGUUUAUGUGCCAUUUGUGCAUUAGAUGGUAACACAGUCAUACCUUGUACGAAGUUUGUUUAGUCUAGUCUAUAAUCUGGGUGGGAGAGACGAUCUUGGCUGAGCAGAAUGGACAUCAUUAACUAAAUUUCCGUUAGUUGGGAGAUUGCUUUCCCAUUCUUGCUAUAUAGAAGGUUAAAGACAUAUGUGGGCCUUUAUUGAUGUCACUCUUUCUAGGAACAGGUGUCGCGAUUUAUUUCUUUAAUUCUAAACUCUGUAUUGAUAUUAAUUGAUUGGUAGAGUUGUAUUAAACACAAUUUUCAAAGCCAUCCUCAGUACAAAAUUGUGUUUUCUAAUGUGGGGAGAUUCAAUAUUGGCCAGGAAUGGUAAUUAUUGCGUUUGUGUAAUCUUACUAUUCCUGAAAUAAUACCCAUUGUUAUCCGUAGUUCUACGUCCAUAAAAUUACACUGGUGACUACCCUCCCAAAUUUGAGCACAUUAUUCAGCCACGGAAAACACAAGGGCCAUAUUUGACAUUCGAAGAACUUUAGUAGAUGCACCUUGUGUGGUAACAGCUAAUUUAGAUAUUAAGAACGAGCGAGUUUUCAAUUUAGAUACUAAUUUUUUCAAGUAUUCCUUAUAUGUUAGAGUGUGGUCCAGAGUGACUCCUAAAUAUAUCUGUAGUGGAUCGUGUCUUAUUGGUUAGCCACAGGAGUUUACGGUCAGCUUCUAAAUCGCCAUCUUGUUAUCAAGGUAAAAUGAUGAAACUACGGUUUCAGAUAGGUUAUGUUGUAAAUGUAAACAUUUAAACUAUUAGGGAAGGAGCUCACAAUUGACUUCUCCGUUGGGUAAGGAAUACUAUUAUCAAGCAAGGUCAGUGUGAGAUUUUGUUAUAACCCUUUUUCUACCUAGCUGACCAAAACGUCCCUUUAAAUUCUUGGAGUAGGUAAAGGUUAGAUGAUGAGAUACAUUUUAGAAAAGCUUCACUGGGUUUGUCAGAGUUGUCAUAGUCCCAGGUCGUGGUGUGGCUGUUAAAAUCUCCAGUGAGCAGUGCUGAACUAUAAUGUUUAAGAAAUACAUCAUCUUCCCAUUUUAGGUUUGGUGGUUUUUAGGUAUUAUAUAUAAUUAUAUAGAUCAUAAAUGACUAGUCUUAUUGUAGCGAUGUGUCCGGAUACAGUAUUAGGGAUAGAAGUAUACUUGGUUAUUUCUGACUUGUUGUAGAUGGAUAGACCGUAUUUGUUGUGGUGGUGAUAGCAAGUAAGUUUAAAUUCAGAAAUUUGGUAGUUGUUAAUAUUGCUAAUUAGUUGGAAUAUGUGUUUCCUGUAAGGAAAGGACAGUUGUAGUCUGUUCUGCAGCUAGCUUUUGUAGGUUUCAUAUUUAGUUUUUGUUAUGAUUAUGUCGUUUGUUUAGCUACAAUGGUCAGAGUGAUCAAGGCUAUUGUAAAAGCCCUUACAAGGGCUAUUUUUAAUGACUUUGGAUUUCCAUUCAUAUUGUGUGAUUGCAUAUGGCGAUAGACAAUGGUAAGGUCGUUCACUAUUGGUAGAUUUAUUUAUCCCAUAAGGGAUAAAGCAAGUGGCAGGGGUGGCUUCAAGCAGGCUGUCAACAUACACCUCAUCAAAUAAUUUAAUUAUUAAAAUUAACAUUAAAAAUAAUGGACAUAUUUCGCACAUAGGUGCAGCCACUGGUGGGAAGUUGGAAAGGUAAAAUAUAAAUGAGAAUUUAACGUAUAACUGUAAGCAAUGAUAAACCAUUAGAUAAUCGGAGUAUGUUGUCUGGUAGAUAAAGGUUUCACAUAAAAACAAAAAAAAAUAAACAUCAUUGUAUAACCAAUAUAUUCCUCAUUCCACUCAGAAUCUAUUAAUAAUAACUAUCAAUUGAAUAUUCAUAGUAUUCACAGUUUUAUUUAUUAAUGCUAAUUUUGUUUAAUACAUUUUAUAAAUUAGAUAUGGAUUCAAUAGUGAUGGUCAUGAUGUUGUAUUUGAAAGACUUAAAAACCUUAAGUUACACCAAAACUUUGAUGGUAUAGUUGGUGUUAAUUUAGGAAAAAAUAAAGAGUCUAAAAAUGCAGUUUCAGAUUAUGUGGAAGGUAUUAAAAAGUUUGCUUCAGUUGCAGAUUAUUUUGUUAUAAAUAUUUCUAGGUAAUAUUUCUAGUCAUAAUUAAAAAAUAAUAAUAAUAAUAAUAAUACAAAUAUGGACAAAUUUGUUUUUUAGUCCCAAUACUCCUGGUCUAAGAGAUUUGCAAAAGAAAAAUGCUCUCAAAGGUCUACUUUCAAAUAUUAUAGAAGCAAGAAAUGAAUACUGUGGAGAACAUAAAAUACCAUUAUUGUUAAAAAUUUCUCCAGACCUUACUGAUCAAGAUAAAAAAAAUAUUGCUGAUGUAAUUAAUGACAAAAGGGUAUGAUUGUUAAAAUAGUUAUAAUUUUCUUCAAAAAAUAUAUAAGUACAUUGUUUUAGUAUCAAGUUGAUGGAUUAAUAAUUUCAAAUACAACUGUAAAAAGAGUUGAAGUCUAUGAUAAUCCAAAUGCAUUGGAACCAGGUGGACUUAGUGGAAAACCAUUACAAGAAACAUCUACAAAAUUAAUAGCAGAGUUUUAUAAAUUGACACAUGGUAUAUUACUAUACUACAACUGGAAUAAGAUUGUAACUAAGUGGCAAACCAAAACAGGUUCUUAGCCACGCCAGUUGACUGUGUUUGGCUUACAGCUAUGACAAGGUUCAGGUGGAAACCAGUGGCGCCACGCACGUACUUUAACUGAUUCAAAUGGACUACCGAAAUUGGUGGUCACUGAGCUAGCAGUUAUUUCUGAGUUUUUUAGUGAAUUUGAUAAAAAAAAUUCCCUAUUUAUAACCCUUCCCUACUCUUCCGGUCUAAACUUUAAAUUAUUAUAACUCAUAAACGGUAAAUCUGAUAUUAGCGUUGUGCAAAUCAAAAUUUCCAGAAAAAUAUUCUCUAUCAAAUCUGUGUUCAAAAGGUGGGAUUCCUAUUUGAAAAUCAAAAGUAUAAACUUGUUUAAGGUACUAAUGUGGGGUAGGGGUAAAAAAUUAAAAAUGGUUUUAAAAUAAAGCCUAAAUCAAAUUCAGUUAAAAUUUUCUGAGAUAAUUGCUGGUUCAUGAUAAAAAAAUCACCCUGUAUACAUUAGUUAUACAACUAUAUGCGCCUACACAAAUAAAUAAAUUUUCAAUAUUUAUCGCUUUGGAGUGUUGGGUGAGAUAUGUGGGUAAUUCAAACCAAAUUUUAAACCCUCAAAAGACCACUGGAUGCGCCACUGGUGAAAACCAGUCGUUACCUGUGUGACAUGUUCUUAUUCUUGAUUUAGUGUAAACAAGGUUUUAUUGUUGUAAUGUUGUCUAUAAUAAAUAAUAUAAUCUAGGUGCAAUUCCAAUUAUUGGAGUUGGUGGAAUAUUUAAUGGUCAAGAUGCAUAUGCUAAAAUCAAAGCUGGAGCCUCACUAUUACAAAUUUAUACCUCUUUUAUAUAUAAUGGGCCAUCAGUUUUAAUUAAUAUCAAAAAAGAAUUGGAAUGUCUUUUGAGGUAAAAAAUACAAUUCACCUACAUAAUAUUAAUAUAUUUAUACAUAAAGAUUAUAAGUGUUAUAACAUGUAAGUUUAAAUAACAAUUCAAUAGGUUAUGUUUAAUGAUGUUAAAUAUCAAAACUAUUCAUUAUCUCUUCACUACAAUAAGACUAAAGAUGUUACAAACUGUUUGAUUUUCGAAUCAAAACUAACAAACCAAAUAUUUAAUUGUUUGGUUCAAAAAUCAUUUGUUGCCAAUUUAGUACAGUUACCAGUACAAUGUUCUGUAGUGAAUUAGGGUUGUCUUUUUACAAAAAAACAAUCCUAUUUUUUUCACAUUAGAGGGUUUCUUCAUAUAUUAUUAUACUUUAUUUUUUAGUUUCAUAAAAGUAUACAACUUCUACCAUCAAACCACAGGAUUAUCUUUAUACUUAUUAAUGUUUGAAUUCGAUAAAAUAUUUUAAAAGUUUGGUUCAGGUUCGAAUAAAAAUGUGUAUGGUUGAUUUGGUUCGGUUCGUUACAACACUAAAUAAAAGCAAUAAUUUAUUUAUUUUUUAUUUUUUUAUAAGAUUUAGUAUUUUAAACAUUUAUCUGAUUUUAAAAUUAGUUUGAAUAAUUUAAAUACUUUUUUGUUGAAUGAAUAACCAAUAUUAAGAUGUGUGUUAUAAAUAAGAAACAGCAUAUUUUUUAUUCAGGUAUUCUAAACUAUGAUUAAAAUAAUUUUUAAUAACAAAAAAUAACCAGAUAAAUUGUUUAAAUAUAUAUUAAAAAUUCCAAAAACAAUGUCUAUCCCACAAUACAUCUGGUUAUAUGAAGAGCAAAAGUAACGCCAAAUUGGCUAGAGCCUUAUAUAUAACCCUUCUCUUGUAGGAUAGACUAUAGGUAUCUAUCAUUAUUGACAAAUAAUGUAAACAAAUAUAACAAGAAUAAAAAUAAAAAAAGACAACUUAGAAUAACGGAGACGGGUGCAGCCGUUGUUAUGGGUAAUUUAAUGUAUACCUGAAAGCAACGAUAAACCAUUGAUUACGAAAAACCGAUUCUGAGCAGAGUUCAGUCGAUAGUGAUGCUUUUUCAACAAUAUAUAUGCCAUAUUAUAGUAAAAUAAUUAAAUUGGCUAUAUACAUUUUCUAAAUAAUAUAUGUUUAUUUUUGGUCUGAUUUAUCUUGUUUUUCUAAGUUAUUCACAUUUUCUAUGAAAACUCUUGGGAAAAUCGAAAAAUUACCUGUGUAAAGUACCUCCCCAGUGAAAUUUCCUUUCAUUAAAGGUGUUAUACAUAGAAAUCUAAGCAAAUAAUAUAGAAAAGUUGUUAACAGAUUAAAAAAAAAAAAAUAAAAAAAAACAUAUUUGUAAAACCAUAAGCUUCUUUGCUUUCACGCAGAAUCUUAAAUUGAUAUUGUAACAAUGUAUUAUACAAUGUAAAUAAAAAAUCUUUGAUUACUAAAAAUAUUCUUCCUCAAUUUUUAGUUUCUUAUUGAUGUUUAGAUAUUUAGAUUUUUAAUAUUUAAUAGAAUAUUUAUAGUUUUUUAAAUAUUAUUUAAUUAAUAAUAGUUAUUAUGAUAUUAUAUUAAUAAGCUUUUUGUUUUUAAAAUUAUUAUUUUAGAGAAGAUAAAUACAAUUCAAUAGCAGAUGCAAUUGGUGCUGAUUGUAAAAAGUAAUAAAAAAAUCAUUUGAAUUCA
Cinara cedri is the source of this 9397-nucleotide messenger RNA. The record is from the annotation of a GenBank genome assembly. Lineage: Eukaryota; Metazoa; Arthropoda; Insecta; Hemiptera; Aphididae.